CAUCACGUCGACAAAAAAUGCUUCAAAUGUUCUCACUGUGGCAAACGUUUUUCCAACAAGUUCUCGCUGAACAGACACACAAAAACACACACUGGAGAAAAACCUUAUGCUUGCUUAGUUUGUGGUAAAAGGUUCUCUUUAAAAGCGGGUUUAACAACGCAUACAAGAAGCAGGCACAAUGGAGAAAAAACCUUUGCCUGCUUAGUUUGUGGUAAAAGAUUCUUUUUAAAGACAGGUUUAACAAGGCACACAAGAACACACACCGGAGAAAAACCUUUUGCUUGCUUAGUUUGUGGUAAAAGAUUCUCUGUAAAGGCAAAUUUAACAACACACACAAGAAGCAGACACAAUGGAGAAAAAUCUUUUGCCUGCUUAGUUUGUGGUAAAAGAUUCUUUUUAAAGACAGGUUUAACAACGCACACAAGAACACACACUGGGGAGAAACCUUUUGUCUGCUCAAUUUGUGGGAAAAGAUUCAGUCAGAAUGGAGAUUUAAACAUACAUACGAGAACACAUACAGGAGAGAAACCUUUCGCUUGCUCAGUUUGCGGUGAAAGAUUCUCUUUGAAGGCAAAUUUAACAACGCACACAAGAAGACACAAUGGAGAAAAACCUUUUGCCUGCUCUGUGUGUGGUAAACGAUUUAUUGACAAGGGAGAGUUAAUAAUACACACAAGAUCCCACACGGGAGAAAAACAUUUUGCCUGCUCAGUCUGUGGUAAAAGAUUCUCGAAAAAUGCAAGUUUAACAAUGCAUACAAGAACACACACUGGCGAGAAACCUUGUACCUGCUCAGUUUGCGGCUCAAGUUUCAGUGCACGUUCAAAUUUGACUCAACACAUGAAAAGACACACUGGGGAGAAGCCCUAUUCCUGCACACUUUGUGGCAGAGGAUUCUCUCGAAGGUCAACUCUGACAACGCACACAAGAACACAUGCUGAAGAAACAGAAAAGCGUGCUGGUGAGAAGCGCAAAUGAAAACUGCUCGUGAUAUUGUUAUUAGAUUGUUACAUUGUAUUAUUGUUGACAUAAAGGAAUCUUCAUGAAUACAAA
Messenger RNA from Phyllopteryx taeniolatus (common seadragon), 1053 nucleotides. RefSeq names its product oocyte zinc finger protein XlCOF22-like. The annotation marks the transcript as partial. The transcript has a single exon. Gene Ontology annotation, molecular function: DNA-binding transcription activator activity, RNA polymerase II-specific; RNA polymerase II cis-regulatory region sequence-specific DNA binding. The record is from RefSeq and is a predicted model, not a curated record. Gene Ontology annotation, biological process: regulation of transcription by RNA polymerase II. NCBI's taxonomy places the organism in Eukaryota, Metazoa, Chordata, Actinopteri, Syngnathiformes, Syngnathidae. Gene Ontology annotation, cellular component: nucleus.